AACACUUAUUUAUGCAUAGCGGCCGGGAUAAGGUUGAAAGCAAGUUAGUUCAGUUGGUUUUCGGGACAUACAAGUUACUGUUACCAACAGAAAAGCGCCGUGAGAGAAACUAACCAAAUGUGGACCUGGCAGCAAUGGUGGACGCACGUGGAAUAGUUUGAUUGUCACACAUUUUCGUGUUACGUGGAUAUAUUCCCAUUCUCAUUUGGAUAGUGUCAUGACAUGAGUUCGUAGGAUUGUGUCUUCCACUUUAGAAGGAUUAUACUCAGAGAAUUGACUAACUGGAGUUGGUCGGAUAUUCAUUGCGCCAUUGUGACGUUGCGUAACAGGAUUAAGACCUUUUUAUACGUGUAAUUCCGAUGUAUCUUUCGGAUGUGACUUCGUGUGCAGUUGGAAUUCAGUAGAAAGGAGGAUAAAUUCCAUCUGUGUACAUUUGUUUUAAGGAAUUUAAAGUAUCAGGAUCCAUUAUCGACCGUGCGGAUAUACAUAAAUUACGUCAGCAUUGCCAACGAGACCAACCCAUCGUCCAAUCAUAAUCAGCAGGUCAUCCCGCUUCGGUAAGCGAUAUUGGGACACCUGAGUCAACAGGUAACGCCCAGUGAGGAAGGCCAGAAGUCCUGAAGAGUCGUCCAUCCAGCUACAGUUUAGGACCAGAUGGAUUCCCGCAGCUGAUACAAGAGCUGAGAGUAAACACAACAUGGCAUCUAGGAUGAUGUCUUUCAUUCGUCAACUGGUCAUAUUCAUGGCCCUGUUUGUGUUCACGGUGACGGGGCAAGCAACAGUCCGGUUCUUGGAUACAAACCUCAUUGUGAAGGAGGGUGAUCAGUUUGACCUGCGGGUGCAAAGAACUGGAUCCAUAACUUCUGAGUUGGUUGUUAUUGUUGCAAUUAAGAAACCAAUUGAAAGUGAUCUCAGCGAUGAUUUUAUCGGAGACACUCAAGUUGCACGGUUCACGCCAACUGGUUCCGACACAGUGGCCGUGACCUUCACAGUUAGAGAUGACGAUGAGGCAGAGGCUGAUGAAGUUAGCAUCCUGCAAAUCACCAUAGUGGGCAGAGCAGCCAUUGCUGUCGAUCCUUCACAGACGCGGGUCACCAUUCUGGCCAAUGAUGAUGCUUAUGGUGUCUUUGGCUUCACUGAGGCAUCACCUCGUCAGGUGAUUGAGAAGACAUUCACGGAGGUGAUCAACAUAAAGAUUGGCCGACAGAGAGGAUCGUUUGGGAGUAUCAUGGUCAGCUACAUGAUCAACGGAAGCAGUUUGGAGGCUGACGUGGAGAGAGACAUCGCACCAAGAAGCGGAUUUGUUAGGUUUCAGCCAAACGAAAGAGAAAACAACCUUCAGCUUCAGAUCAGGGCAGAUGAUAUACCUGAAAAUGCUGAAACAUUUACAGUUUAUUUGGUGGAUACCUCUCCCAUGGCCAGGAUUGACCAAACAAGAUCCUCAUUUACCUUCAUCAUACAGGCUAAUGAUGCCCCUCUUGGCUUCCGCAGUCCUGUGUACAGAUUUGCAGAGGGACCAGGCAGUCAGACAUAUUCUGUACAAGUAAAUCGUGGCCUGACAACAGAUGGCUUCACCAAGAUCGGCUCACUUUCUGAACAGGCAACAGUUCAAUACUCAGUUAGCCCAGGAACUGCACAACAAAAUGUUGACUUUACAGCAAGCAAUGGCCAGCUUGUAUUCGGACCAGAAGAAACUGUCAAGUCCAUUUCAUUUGUCGUCCUUGAUGAUAAUCAGCCAGAGAUGAAUGAAACAUUUCAGUUCCGUCUUUCAACAUUUUCGGGCGAUGUUGUGUGGGCCCCUAAUGCAGAGACAACCACAGUAGUAAUUAGUGCUAAUGAUAAUCAAAAUGGAGUCAUCAGCUUCAGAACAGAAAACAGCACAACAUUAAACCCAGAGGUGAGGGUCAACGAGGAUACAUACUCUGUGGCCGUAUUCCAAGUUGUUCGAAAUGCUGGGACUUUUGGUCGUGUGACAGCCACAUGGGAAAUUAGCCAUUAUAAUGAAACAACCGACCAAGUAACAUCCGAUGUGGGGCCUCUCUUUGGAGUGGUAGAAUUUCAAAAUGGUGCCAACACGGCUGAAAUCAGGAUCACGAUUGUGCAGGACACAUUCCCCGAGCCAGCUGAGAAGUUUGUGGUGACUCUGCAGGAAGCGACCGGGGGUGCAACCAUUGAGGGAGUAACACAAGCCUUUCUGCUCAUAGAAGACAGUGAUGAUAUGUACGGCAGAAUCGAGUUUGACUCACCCUUCCAGCAACAGAUCAAAAACACCAUCACUUCACGGUCCCUGAAACUUCAGCUGAAGCGUGAAGGAGGACGCUUCAAAGACCUCACCGCCAACAUCUCACUGACCUACUAUGACAACGCCAACAGAGACCGCACAGAUGAGGUGCUGGCACAGAGGUACUUCGAGAUGCCGCUGCUGCAAGGGUUGGAUAUCAUCAUGGGGGAAGUGCCUCUGCUACCCAAAGCCUUCCUGCAGACGGGAGGAAGAUUUGAUGCCUACAUUACGGACGUCAUUAUUGAUAUAACUCCUGAGUUUGGGAACUACAACAGCCCUGUCCUACAGUCCCGGAGGCAGGUCAGUAUCCCUGUCACCGCCACCAACGCCAAUGGGGAGAUAGGAUUUGCUGACAUCUCGGAUGUCCUGGUUGAAGAGCCCACGUCAGGCAGCAGAGUGGUUCAACUGAAGGUCAACCGGGAGGGAAGCAGUGGACCUGUCAACAUCAGGUGGAUUGUGACAGGAGUGGGAGAGUCAGCAUCUUCCGUUACAUCGGCUGACUUUGACAGCAUGACAGGCGUGGUUCUCAUGGCAUCAGGUGUGUCUGAGAUCGACAUAACACUCAGUGUCCGGGCAGAUGAAACUCCAGAGAUCAAUGAAACUGUAACCGUGGAGCUGAGGAUUGAAGGGUCUUCAGUAGAAAGGUUACGACCUGGGUCAGCAGAGGUCAAUGUCACUAUAUUGGCCAAUGAUAAUCCAGCUGGAGUGUUUGAAUUCUCAACAUUGAUGCAGAACAGUUAUAGAAUUCAGGAGGGGUCUGAAGCAGUGACAGUGAUUGUAGAGCGCAGCGGUGGAGCUCUCACGAUGAAGGAAGUAGAGUACCGAGUAUCUCCACGAGGAACUGAGGAGUUCUAUGGAGGAACUAGUGUCCUGAGGUUUGCUCCUGGUGAGACCAGAGCAACAGGGACUCUAGUAGCGAAGUCAGAUGGCAUACCAGAGUUGGACGAGUUGUUCAGCCUCCAGCUCCUGACCUACGGUACACCUGCCGCCCAACUGGGUGCCCGAGUGAGCAUCCCCAUCACUGUCGCAGCUAAUGAUGCACCUGGAGGAAUCAUCCAGUUCUCCAUGGAUCCCACUAUUGUCUACAUGGGGGAGAGCACCUCCAUCAACACUGUGUUCCGGGAUCUGAAUGUACAGCGGAGCCGGGGGACGUUUGGACAGGUGUCUGUAGCAUGGGAGUUACCAUCGAGUGCUCAGGCGGACCUCACACCCACCUCCGGAACCAUCACCUUCACGGAGGGACAAGCCCAGCAAACAAUACGAAUAUCUUCUGUUGCUGAUGAUAUACCAGAGAGCGAUGAGACCUACAUUCUGCAGUUAUCUCCCCCAACGGGCAAUGCCCAACCAGGUGUUCCGAUGAGAGCGACCAUUGUCAUCAGACAAAAUGACCACCCAUUAGAAUUUACAGAGGUCUGGAAGGAUGUAAUAGAGCCGUCUCAGGUUCAGUUCACCAUUCAGAGAACAGGUCGACUGACAGAUACGACAAAAGUACGAUACCGAACACUGGACGGGUCGGCAUCGAGUGUUUCCAACGACUACACCAGUGUUGACUCGGAGGUUACCUUCAACCCUGGAGAGACUGAGAAGAGCUUCUUCCUGGAAAUCUUGGAUGACAACUUGCCUGAGGGGAACGAGACAUUCCAGGUGCAGCUGUAUAACCUGGGAGGUGAUUUCAUCCUGACAAACAGAUCCACGGCCACGGUGAUGAUCCUGGCCAAUGAUGAUGCCUAUGGAGUGUUCCGCUUCAAGGAGCCGCUGGCAAAGGAGGCUAGCGAGGGAGAGACCAUUUACUUUGACAUCAUGCGAGACCAGGGUUCGUUCGGUGAGGUGGAUGUGUCCUGGCAGAUCCGCGACAUGCUCACCAAUCAAGUGGUGACAGACACAAGAGAAUUUGAAACAACCAGCGGGGUCAUUCAGUUCAAAGAAAGUCAAGGUCAGCUGCCCAUUAUCAUCAAGCCGCUUCCGGAUGACAUCCCUGAGAACGAGAAGACCUACAAUGUCGUCCUCACGGGAGUUAGCGUUGUCUCUGGGAGGACAAACACUGUUUUGGCCAAACUGGACUCUGCAAGGACAGUGGGGACUCUCAAGGUCAGGCAGAGUGAUGAGCCAUUUGGCAAGUUUGCUUUUCCGGCCAUGUCUGAUGAGAAGAACAUCGAUGAGGAUGUCACGCCGGGCCAGGGCGGGCAGACUUCAGCUACCUUUACUGUGGAAAGGCAACAGGGUAGCCUUGGAAACACACAGGUCCUGUGGGAGGUUUUCUCAGAAAGAAUGGGAGGCAAUCCUCCUAAACUAGUGGACUUGAUCUUUGUCGGUAACCGUCCCUCGACUGUAACUACAGACAACAGCAAGCGGAGACGGGGCACAGGGACGGAUGUGUUGCUCUUCUCGGGCGGUACAGGGAGUUACGUCACAGUCCCUGCGGCGGCCCAACCUCUGCCUGCAGACAUCAUGAACGGCUUCAGUCUUAGUGCUUGGGUCCAGCCUCAACCUAACACAAAUGGUUACAUCUUGGCCAAGACAUCCGCCGACGGUCUGAAGCACUUCUACAGCCUCAAACUGCUAACAUCAACAUCAUCGUCAACCAUCGAGCUGGCACUGGCCAGAUCAAACACGGGGGGUAGCCAUGUGUACCAGGGUGUGACCAGCGUCAACCUCAUGGACGGCAACUGGCAUCACAUCCUGGCAUCUGUUGCUAAUGGAAGCGCCAAGAUAUAUAUGGAUGGGAUGCUUAUUUCAACAAGAGCUCUGCUACAACCCAACAUCAUUGACGAGGCAGGUGCACUGUUCGUGGGAGCACGUUCCCCAGGAGCUGAAUUCUACCUCGGACACAUGCAGGAUGUCCGAGUCUUCCUCCGGAGCCUGGUUGAGGAAGAGAUCCUCGAGAUCUAUGAGACACCGGCCAUUAAGGACAUCAUGCCGAUCUCUGGGACCUUGACCUACACCCCAGGGGUGAGGACGAGUACAUUCAACAUCCAAUCUCUGCAGGACAUUGAGGAGGAGAGCAAUGAAGUCUUCUCUGUCACCCUGGUGUCUGUGAAUGGUGGAGCGGCCAUCUCCGACUCCGGCUUCAUUGCCACACUUACUGUUCUGAAGAGUGACAACUCAAAUGGCCUGUACGGCUUCACCCAGUCAUGUCAGCCAUCACGGACAGGCAACGAGAGCGCACUCAUCACGUGUGUCAUUGGGCGGAGCAGGGGAGAUGAUGGCGUUGUGACCAUCACCUGGGUCGUCCAGCAGGACGUCAACUCUGUGUACAUUCCCGCUGUGGACGACUUCGUCCAGGCCAGAGGAGCAGUGACAUUCAGCCCCGGAGAGAGGGAGAAGAGAUUACAAUUCCAGAUCAAAGAAGACAAUUUGCCAGAAAAAGCAGAAAUAUUUCGAGUGUACUUAGAAUCUGCCAUCUCGGGUGAUGGACAAACAGGAUCGACCAAUCAGAGUGGGGCUAGCAUAGACCCUUCAACUCGAUCGUCCAACCUCAUCAUAGAUGACACUGACUACCCUCACGGCAUGCUCCAGUUCUCAGCCUUGACAUCUCCCCCGCAACAAAAUGAUCCAAUGAUUAUUCCAGCCACUCAGCCGGUUACUGUUAUGGCGAGGGAGGAAGAUCGGGUGGCCUCCUUGUUGGUGGUUCGAGCUCAAGGACUGAUCGGGGAGGUCUCCGUGGAAUGGAGGACCAUCGACGGCACUGCCAGGAGUUCAGGGAAGUCCCCGCCAGACUACAUUGGUUCUUUGGGUGCAGCCUCUCGGUUUGUCCUGGGCAGUCAACAGAGAUAUGGAUAUCUGAACAUCACACUGCUGGACAACUCGAUUCCAGAGCCGUCCAAGACAUUCAGGGUGGAGCUGGUGAACCCAGGGGGUGGCGCCAGUGUGGGACCCGGGUCAACAGUCAAUGUCAUCAUCGGAGCAUCCGAUGGUGCAUUUGGCAUCUACCAGUUUGCCAAUGACUCUCUUGCUGUACAAGCCCAGGAAACGGGGGACAUUGGAUUCAACAGCAUCAGCCUCAAUGUUGUUCGUCUAGGGGGAUCCUAUGGCACAGCUCAGGUCACAUGGCAGGCAACAAAUGACAACGAAAAUGACCUUAUGAUGAAUAGUGGACAGAUCAACUUUGCAGAAAGUCAGACAUCUGCUGCAACAGAGAUACAGAUCCGUGGCGACUUGGUUCCAGAACUGGACGAGAACAUCAAUAUAGUUCUCACUGCAACAACUGAGGGUGACCUUGGUGACACUUCACGGAGGACGGCGGUGGUUACGAUCCUGGCCAAUGAUGGACCUUACGGCGUGUUCACCAUCGCGGACAAACAGAGGCCCGUCAUUGUGCAGGAAGGAAAUUCAGAUGUCAGUAUUACCAUUCAAAGACAGAAUGGGAAGUUUGGGACGGUGGAUGUGAGUUACGCAUCGCUACUGGCCAAUGAGAGCUACAACUAUCUACCGGGGCAGGUGAACAGAGCUGGAAGCAGCGACUUCCUGUCAGCUUCUGGGACAGUGAGGUUUCUGCCAAACCAGGAGUAUGCCACCUUCAGUGUGACCGUGCUGGACGAUGACCUCCCGGAGCUGGAUGAGAGCAUCUUUGUGGAGCUGAAACAGGCCAUUCUUACACAGGGGGCACAGCAGAGGCCAGUGCAAGACUCUCCACGUCUAGGGCAGAAGUCUCAGAGCUAUGCCCAGAUCAUUAUCAGCAGGAACGACGAUGCGAGUGGGAGGGUGGAGCUGUCUGCAUCAUCCCUGGAGGUGACAGAGGAGUCUGGCCCCCUGCAGCUGUUUGUCAACAGAGUUGGGGGAACGUUUGGGGAGAUCACUGUGAGGUUCAGCACAAUCGACCUGGAAGCGUCGAAACUCCAGGAUUAUAUCAUCACAGGCACAGAGCAGGUCAUACUAAGUGACGGAGAAGCACAGAAGAGACUCCCCAUCCGUAUAGAGAAUGAUUUCAUACCGGAGACAUCCGAGAGGUUCAGGAUUGAACUACUGGAUUCAAUCACUGGCGGUGCCUCUCUAGGAUCAGCCCGUCAAGCCAUUGUCACCAUUUUGCCUUCCGAUGAUCCAAACGGAGCCUUUGGGUUUGCUACCACUGGGGUUGAGAUGCAAGAGCUAGCCAAUGGCCAGAAUCCUGUGAGAGUGACAGUUUCAAGGACUGGCGGAGUGCGGGGAGUCAUCACUGUGAACUGGGAGGCCAAAUUGAAUGGUGUGCUGGCCACGGCUGACAUCACUCCUGCUUCAGGACAGUUGUACUUUGUGUCCAACGAGGGCAGCAAGCAGAUUGACAUCUUCAUCUUACCUGACGAUAUUCCAGAGGGGGAAGAGAGAAUCAACAUAACCUUGACCUCUGCUAACAAUGGUGGACGGAUUACAGACCAGAACUCAUUUAUUCUUUCCAUUGCUCCAAAUGACAACCCCCAUGGUGUUGUCCAGUUUCUACAGCCAAGUUACUCCCUCAAUGAAAUACCAGGGAGCCAGCCCCAAUCCCUGGCUCUUCAGAGAUAUGGUGGCGUCUAUGGUCGCCUCCGAGUAUACUACACAACAUCACAGACUCCAUUGUCAGAUCUGGCAGUUGAGCUUACAAGGCCAUUGGUUACUUAUUAUUACGACCCUCAAUCAGGGCGAAGAUUUGAUGGAAUAACUCUUGACGUGUCACAAGAAUCAAACCCCUUCAUGGCAUGUAGUUCCUUUUGUCUCAACCGUGAAGACUGCCGAGCAUAUACAUAUCGCCUUGACAACGUAACCACAGAGUGUUUCUGGCACAAUACAGACUUCUCUGGACCUCUAUCACCCGAUGUCAAUGCUCAGUACUAUGUGAAGAAUGCCACCACGGUGGCCAUGUUGAAGGAGUCCCAGUCCAGACCAGGGGCAGAUUAUGUAGCUGUCACUGAGGCCUCUGUCAUCGUGGACGACCAGGCGUCAUCGGCUCAGCUUCCAGUGACCAUCAUAGAUGACAGCCUGCCAGAGCUAGCCGAGAAGUUCCAGGUGACGCUGUUGCGAGUCGUUGUAGAUGACCCUGCAGCCAGCACAUCACAAAAUCCCACUCUUGGGAACAUCAAAACAGCAACUGUUAUCAUCCCUGCCAACGAUGAGGCAAAUGGCUUGUUCAGCAUCUACAGCAGUCAGUCUGCGACGCAGAGUGAGGUGCUUGUACAGGAGAGAGACCGACAGGCAGUCAACCUCAUUGUUGAGAGAACAGGAGGAACUAUCGGUGAGGUGUCUGUGGAAUGGUCAGUGGCACCGGGGGCUUCCGCUACAUACCAGGUGGACUUCAUUGCUGAUGGUGCCACCCUUGUGUUUCAAGAAGGAGUUUCACGUACUGUUGUGACGGUGACCAUCUUGGAUGACACGAUCCCCGAGGACAGGGAGAACUUCACUAUACAGCUGAGUAACCCACGUGGGGGCGCUCAGAUUGGUCCAAGAUCUAAUAUGACCGUUGUCAUCCUGGAGAAUGACAAUGUCGCAGGUGUGGUCAGUCUGGACGACACGGCCAAAAUAGCCACUGAAGGUGAAAGUUUCACAUGUCGGGUAUCGAGGACCUCCCCAGCUUAUGGCACGGUGGUUGUCAGCUGGACCAUAGAUGGCAUCAACGGCCUGCUACCACAGAAUGGCUUCCGACAGCCCAGUGGGACACUGACAUUUGCUCCUGGAGAGCUGUUCAAGGUGAUAUCCUUGACAGUGUUGACUGAUGACACACCUGAAGUUAACGAGGAGUAUCGCCUAAGAUUGUAUAACCCAAUCACACAAGGUGUGGGGGUAACCGGGGCUGCUACAAUUAACCCUCUCCGAAGUAGUGCCCUCAUCACCAUCAGAGGCAGUGACAACCCUCAUGGCCUCUUCCAGUUCGCGCUGACGUCACAAGCUGUACGUGUCGAAGAAGACGUUGGAAGAGUCAACCUGCAAGUUGACCGAAAGUUUGGAACCAUCGGCGCUGUCCAAGUGUCGUAUAACAUCAGUGCAGGUUCUGUUACACCAACUUCCACGGUUCUAAUUUUGGCAACAGCCAAUGAGGACUUUGGUGCCAUGAAUAAUGGACAGAUCACAAUUCCUGAUGGCGCAGCCUCUGGCACCAUUGUGGUGGACAUCAGAAACGAUGACACUCCUGAAAUUGAUGAGGUGUUUAUUGUCAGUCUGACAGGUGUGGCGUUGACAGGAUCUGAUGUUGUGCCGUUUCCCCCUCAGCUUGCUUCUAAUGUCACAUCGGAAGUGAUAAUCAGUGCUAAUGAUGGAACAAAAGGCCUCAUCAUGUUCGGUGAAUCUUCAAGAAGUUUCUCUGUUCAAGAGAACAACAUGAAUGUAUCUCUGGCUGUGGUGCGAGAUCGAGGCACUUUCGGCCAGGUCUCAGUUUACUUCUACAGCCAGGCCAUUACGCCGGGGAUCCAGACCGGUGUAGACUACAAGCUCACUCCACAGGAAAUAACUUUUGCUGCUGGAGAAAACUCAAAGAAUAUGCUGAUUGAAAUCAUGGAUGAUAAUGCACCUGAGCCCAAUGAGGUCUUUGAGGUCAUCUUGGCAAACCCACAAGGAGCUGCCCUUGGAAGUUUUGCAACAGCUACUGUGACUAUCCUUGCUAAUGAUGACGCCAGUGGCAUCAUCGACUUAGCAGACAACAGCACAGUGGUGUUACGAGAACCAACAGGAGACAACCUGGUACAGAGCAAGGCGGAAUUGCGCUUGUACCGCGGUCCGGGUAACUACGGUAUGGUCCGAGUACCAUUCACCAUCACAUCAGCGGACAACACCCCUGUCACAGACAUUGUGCCUGCGUCCGGAUUCAUCAUAUUUGAGGAUUUAUCUAUUCGCAGUGUGUUGGAGAUUCGGGCUGUGGAUGACAACAUCCCAGAGGAUCUGGAAAGGUUCACCCUCACACUUCAGUCUCCAGACAACAACGCCAAGCUGGGGUCCAUGAUACAGAAGGACAUCACCAUUGAACCUAAUGACUCACCUCAGGGACUCUUUGAAAUAUUUGUGUCCAACACAAGGAACACAUCAACUUCUCUCGAAGAAAGCCCUGGACUAGUUAAUCUAGACAUUAUCAGAUCAAGAGGAUCAGAUGGAACCAUCACUGUGAAUGUCAACACAGUUGCUGAAACAGCCUUGACUGUUUCUUCACAAGGGGAGAUAACUGUAGCUCUGUUGCAGAACAUACCCAGUGUGCGAGUUAGUGGCUGGCAUAGUUUCAGUGUGGGAGGCACCACCUACAUCCUGAUGCUGACAUCUCUGCCAACUGGGACUACUCUGAGAUCCCAGGUUCCUGCAGGUCCAUACCAAGGUGACGGCCAGUCAGCUCUCUUCAGGUGGCAGGGAGAGGCGGUGUACGUCAGUACUGUGGCAAGCGAUGGGGCGACGGCCGCUACAUCCUUUGUGUUGGAUGGAGUGACAUAUCUGAUGCUGGCUAACGGUGGGAGGGAAGGGAGGCGUGAAGUGGACUCGGUCCUCUACACUGUCACAGAGCAGGGAAUACUGGCCCCGAGCCAAGUAUUCCGAACCUUUGGCGCCAGUGAUGUGAAGUUCGUCAGUCACCAGGAUCAACACUUCUUGGUGAUAUCCCACGCCCUUAACAACGCCAGCCAGUCCAACCAGAAGGUCAGCCUCCACAUCUACAACACCGUCACCAAACAGUUCGGAGUGUCGCCAUGGCAGGAGAUCUCCACCCUGUACGCCCAUGCCAUCUCUCUCUUCAAUCUCGAUGGCGUCCUCUUCAUGGCUGUAGCAAGUUACUACGACUCGACAAAGAGCUCAUAUGAGACAAACUCGGCAGUCUACAAGAUGGGAGACAGUUUUCGAUUUUCUCAGCACCAGACUCUGGCCACGCAAGGUGCCAUGGAUGUGGAAUAUGUGAACACAAGCACCAUGCAACUCCUAGUAUUCGCCAAUAACCGCCAGAACGUGGUCCGUAGUCCUCAGCAGUCUGGUGUCUAUAGAUACGACAGCGCCACAAAGCGCUUCCUCAACCAUCAGUUCCUGGAGACAACCAGAACGGAGUCGGUCGCCUCGGUCACGGAUGGGGAGAACCUCUACCUCGCGUUUGCCAAUACUCUGAGUUCCUCCAUAGUGUAUAAGUGGAACAGGUCGAGAAGUGUCUUUGAGUCAGCUUGGAUUGGUGCCACACAACGUCGACUAGAACCGGUCGUCAUCCAGCAAUCCAAUGGCCUUCUGCUCUUACUGGCUGGAGCCCCUGUGGAUGAUGGGCCAGAUGGGGCCACCAUUUUCCAGAUUGCUCAAGUUAACCUGCUUAGUGAUUUUGUACCAAGACUCAUUACAAUGACCUUCUACCCUGGUGAGACUGUUCGCCACACAACUGCUGUUGUGUUACAAGACAAUAUUCCUGAGGACACUGAAACAUUCCGGGUUUCCCUCAUAGACCCUACAGCCGGCGCCGAAAUUGGUCAGCCUGGAUCCGUCAUUGUCAGCAUUCUCUCCAAUGAUAAUGCACAUGGCAUUAUUGAAUUCUCGGAUGACUCCCUCUCUGUGUUGGUGGAGGAGGAGAAUGGCAGGGACACCACCAUACAGCUGAAUGUCAACAGGAAGGCUGGUCACUUCGGCCGGGUGGUCAUCAGAUGGGCGGCAACGGGGGACCACACUGGGACGUCUGACAUCACACCACUGUCCGGGCAGGUUGAGUUUGCCAAUGGCCAGGUGCUGUCAACAAUCACCAUGACAGUGCGGGACGACGUGGAGGCGGAGUUUGCUGAGGACACUUAUGUCCAGUUGGUGGAGAUUCUGGAGAGAGGUACAACCCUGCCCAACAAAGGGGCAAUAUUAGGCCAGAAGAUUACAAGUAAGGUGACGGUUCAGGCCAACGACUCCCCGCAUGGCGUUGUAUCAUGGGAGACAUCAUUGACAACAACAAUCGAGCCCCAGGGAACAGACUCAACUCUUCAGCUGAAGAUCAUCCGUGAACAGGGCACUGAAGGAUCCAUCAGAGUCUUCUUUGUGACGUCCACUGCAACUGGACUGGCUCCUGACAACCGGGCAGUCGCCGGUGUAGAUUACGUUUCGAGACAGGGCUCUGUUACCAUGGCAGGAGGGAUCAGAGAAGCUGAGGUCGCAAUCACAGUAAAACAGGAUAACCUCCCUGAGCCAGAUGAGAGUUUCUAUGUGAACAUCACAAGCGUAGAGCUGGUUGGCAGCACAAGCACAUCCAGUGCCCAGCCCAGCAUCCGUACCCAAGGUGGAUACACGCAAGUCAGAAUCACACAGAAUGACGACCCUGGUGGCAUCGUGCAGUUCAACGUCACACUGAAUGUUGAAGGAAGAGUGGACACAUAUGAAGAAUAUGGCAGCCCCAACAAAGUCCUCCUGCCUCUCAGUCGGGUCAGCGGGCUGUUUGGGGAAGUAUUGGUCACAUGGCAGGCCCAGCCAAUCGAGGCCAACACAGAUGACUUUUCUCCAGCGGAUGGAACUGUCAGGUUUCAGAAUGGCCAGAGCAGUGCCCAGAUUGAGAUUUCCAUCAUUGAUGACACAAGUCAAGAACCCAUGGAGAUGUUUGAUGUCAGGCUUAUCAGCGCCACUGGUGGAGCCAGAAUUUCAACUUUCCGUACGGUCCGGGUUGCCAUUUUGAAAAAUGAUUCUCCAACUGGACUCUUCAGAUUUCAAACCAGUGAGGUGUCCACGAAAGAAUCAAGUUCUAGUGUUGACCCGGAAGGUCAAGCCACAUUGGUUGUUGAGAGAGUGCAAGGAGCGCAGGGAUUAGUGCUUGUGGAAUGGAGACUUGCAGCUAAUGCAGAAGAUGACUUCCUCCCUCCGUUACAGGGAACUCUCACUUUUAAUCAGGGUGAAGCUCGGAAGUCCAUUGUCCUUCAGACCAAACCGGACACCAUUUUGGAAGGAGAGGAGAGAUUUGUGGUGUCCUUGACAUCGGCAAGUAAUAACGCUAACAUUGCUGUUAAACAAGCAGAUGCCACUGUCAUCAUUGCAGCAAAUGGAGGUUCCAGUGGAACAGUUUCGAUAGAAGCCACAUCCCGGACAGUGUACAUCGGCGAACCCAAUGUUGCUCAGGGGUACAAUGGGCAGACAGAGAUAGUUCUGACUCGAGGAAAUGGUAUAUAUGGCGCUAUCAGUGUCACAUGGUCACUGAGUCCACGGGAGUCGCAACAGUUCCAACAAGUGGAAGGGACGAUCAACUUUGUCGACCAGCAGCAGACGGCAACAGUAGUCCUAGAGGCGAAGGACGAUACAGUGCCAGAGUUGAGGAAAGCAUACACAUUUGUCAUCAGUGCUGCCACAGGGGGCGCCACCGUAACAGCAGAUGAUAGUGGCAAGUUGGCGCGGGUUGUGUUUGUGGCAAGCGACUACCCUCAUGGACGGUUCGAGUUCUCACAGCCUCAGCUCGUCUCAGUGGGAGAAGACGUGGGAACAGUGCAGAUAGAGGUGCGUCGCCAAGACGGGAACGUUGGCCAGGUGCAAGUGUCCUACACAUCCACGCCGGACACAGCGGUCAGUGACCAGGAUUACUUCCCGGUGGCGGGGACCCUGCGGUUUGAGAGUGGCGUCCAGACAAUGCCCAUCCAGGUCACCAUCAAGCCUGACGACCUCCCCGAGGGUCCCGAACAGUUCUACCUCAACCUGACCUCCGCACAGCUGCUCAGCCCAACUGACAAUGACUACAGCAAACAAGGGAACAUGCAGCUGGACAUGCGUCCUGGUAUUGGAGGCGUUGACGUCAAGACGAUCCUCAUACAGAAAAAUGACAAUGCAGAGGGAACCAUCCAGUUCACUCCGGAGGCUGCCAGUUUAACUGUAAAGGAAGAAGAUGGAGUGGCCCGGGUACCACUGACCCGACUCGGUGGUAGCUAUGGCGACGUCAGUGUUCGGUACGACAUACAGUCUGUGAGCGCUAUAGAGGGUCAGGACUUCGUUGGAACUGGAGGCGUUGUGCAGUUCAACAGUGGAGUUGAUGCUGCCACUGUCAAUGUCACUUUGAAUGACGACACCGAGAUGGAGUUUGAGGAGACAUUUACGUUGCGGUUAACUAUUACAACAGGUGGUGCUCAACUGGGUUCACGUACCACAUCUACUGUAACUAUUGCGAAGUCAGACUUCCCAAAUGGAGAGUUCCGCUUCAACGGACAGCUAGACAUUACGAUGCAAAACCCUUCCACGGAGGCAACUAUACCAGUUGAGAUUGAAAGGACGGGCGGAAUGCUUGGCGGGCAGACUGUAUCAUGGAGAAUCAUGGGACCAAAUAACCCUGACACCGUCCUUGAUGACACCAGUGACAUCAGUUACACCAACAACGGACAAGAGGUGACUUCAGGAACGCUAGUGUGGGCCGAUGCAGAGGUAGGACCCAAGGGCUUCACACUCAAGGUCAAGCCCUACUCCAGCUGGGAGGUGGAGGAAGUCUUCAUUGUCAAGAUAUUCAGCAUCGUUGGGUCUUCUGGAAAUGGAAAUGGAGAACCCAGCCCAACUGCUGGACAGAUCAAGAUUACUGUUCAGAAGUUUGGCAGCCCAAAUGGUGUCAUUGGUUUCGAUGGUGCUGCUCGGUCAGAGCGAGAAGUUGACGAGCCUACCGGAAGCGGAACUCUCACCCUCAACUUCCCGCUGAGCCGCAGAGCUGACACAGGCGUUGUGGGAACUCUACAGAUAUUCUGGGAAGUCGAAGGCCCUCCAGGAAUGGUGACAGACAUACAGCCCGUCAACGGCAGCAUAUAUCUGGCUGCAGAAGAACGGGCGAGUGUGAUCAGCAUUCGUGUUUUGCCGGAUGAGGAACCAGAAAUGACAGAGACCUUCAAGCUUGUGUUGAAGAGGAUAGAAGGAGGCGCAGACAUUGACACAAGCUACGGACAGUCCACCUUCAAAAUAAAAUAUAAUGACAAUCCUCAUGGACAGUAUGGAAUUCUACCUGGAAAUCAGAGAAUCUCUGUGGAUCCAUCUGACCUGAAGAGAAGACUACACCUCAACUUCACUCGCCAUGAUGGCAGCUUCGGACGCACCUCUCUGGAAUAUAGAGCUACCUAUGAUGAGCCUCAGAUUGGCAUCACGGUCAGCGCCAGCACUGAUUCUGUGACAUUUGAAGAAGGCCAGUCAUCAGCAACCAAAGUGUUGGACAUUGGCGGCAACGGUUUCCUGGAGAUUGGUACCACCUUCACUAUUACACUGGACAGUGUCCAGUUUCUGGGACCUGGAGUGACUGACGCACCGCGACUGAAGGGAGGUCAGACGGAGGCUAAGAUUCCAGUCCCGGCCCCAGCUGCCAACAGUAAAGUGAGCUUCAAGGAGACUAUCGUCAAUGUGAAUGAGGACACCAAGACAGUUCUGUUGACAGUCAAGCGUGAUGGAACAUAUGGUGUCAUCAAUGUGGAUUGGGUGUCUGGCCUACCCACCGACCAGCUGCCGGCCAAUACCCUCAGUGGGGAGGUGACAAGUGCUGCUGGAACUGUCCCAAUGACACAUGGCAUGGAGGCAGCCAACUUCACUGUGCAGGUGAAUCUCCGUCAAAACCAAGCUGAAUUAUUUGCAGUCCGUCUUCCGGGCCCACCCAAGACAACUGUGGACGGUGGAGCUAGAAUUGUGCUGGACCAAUCAGUGGCCAGGAUAGAACCAUAUGGACUCAUUCAGUUUGAUGUCAACUCGCGUUCACCUCAGGUUACCGAGAGUAUGCGACAGGUGACCUUGACUGUUAAUCGCUUGUACGGCUCUGUCGGCCGAGUGGAGGUCAGGUACUCUACCCAGAGUGCAUCAGCACAAGGCAACAUUGACUACCGUUCGAUACGGGGUGGUGUCGCAGAGAUGAAUGAAGGCGUAGUAUCUGCAACCUUCAACAUUGAAAUUUAUACAGACACUCUUCCAGAGGAAACAGAAACAUUCCAUGUGAACCUAACUGAUGUCGUCAUGUUUCCCACCCCUCAGAACCCUGUGCCCUCUCCAAGGCUGAGUGAGCUGUACUCCACGGCCACUGUCUCCAUCACGGAGAGCAACGACCCCUACGGGGUCCUGUGUCUGGAGCCCUGGACCUUCACCACACAGGAGAAAUUCACGGCCAUCGUCCUCACAGUCGUGCGGACAGGUGGAGUGUUUGGACAAGUAUCUGUGAGGGUUAGGACAGUUGGAGGAGAUGAAUCGUGGACAUCGGAAAUUUCCACCAACACUGGCAGCACUGGCAACAACACCAUCAGCGAGGUACUCCAAAGCAGGGACCCCGCCUCCAAAGCCAUUGGAGGCACAGACUAUUCAGUGCUGGACACUACAGUGGUCCUACAGGCAGGGGAGGUCAGCAAGCAAGUUAACGUGACGAUCCUUGAUGACGACACCGCGGAGCCGAAAGAGGUGGUGCUUGUAUACCUGACGGAUCCUGUAGGUGGCGCCAGGGUAGGCCGCGGAGAUCCCGAUGGCGGGAAGAGGGGCUUUGCAAUGAUAACAAUCCAGGCCAGUGACACAUCCAAUGGACGGAUUGGGUUUGCACAAGCAUCCAAGAAUGUGAGAGUGAACGAAGACACAGCCAAUCCCAACGCAACCCUCACUCUGAUUCGGCAGCUGGCGUUCUUCGGGGAAGUCAGGGUGUCGUGGAAAGCCAAGAAAUCCCAGAGUUCCUCGGACACAGAGGAUGCUGCUUUGUCCUCCCAGCUGACAGCUGUCUCAGGGGUCACUGUUUGUCCAGCAGGGCAACAGACAUGCUCUCUGGUUGUGGGCCUUAUUGAUGAUAAGGACCCUGAGGAGGAGUUCCAGUUCGUGGUCCAGCUCCUGGCAGCAGUGGAGGAUGCUGAGCUGGAGGAGGGAAGUCUGUUUGCUACCGUGGUCAUCGCCACAAGUGACUUUGUAAGAGGACUGAUCGGUUUCAACCAGGCUUCACUGUUGGCGAUUGUUGGCGAUGAGGACAAGACCGUGCGUUUGACAGUUGCACGCACCAUGGGACAGACCUACGACGUGGAAGUUUCCUAUGAGACAUUUGAGACUCUGAAGAUUGAAGAGUCAGGGGUUGACAUCUAUCCUGCAGUUGCGUCUCAAGACUUCAAGUCCCAGUCUGGAACUCUGACGUUUGCAGCUGGGUCACAGAACUCCCUGAAGACUAUUGAUGUCGAACUCUCACCAAUCACAAGCUCCAACAACCCUCUACCCAAACAGUUCCGUCUCAGACUCAAACUCCCAACAAACGAAGCUAGCCUUCAUGCCAGCAAUGCAGAAGCCACAGUUCGCAUCGUGAAACAGAAAGAUGUCGGCAUCUGGAUGACAAUUGCUGAAAGACUUAACACACCCCUUACAGAUCCAAACAUACAGAAGAUUCUGGCUCAACUGGACACUAUAGUGAGAGAUGACCUGGAUGAUAAUAACAUGAAGCUGUUGGAAGACACCCUGGUCAGCAUCACAAAGGAAGGGGAAAAGAGGAAGCUCUCCCCGGAGGUGGUCACAAGCACGCUGAAUCUGUACUGUAAGCUGAUGGAGCCAGGAGCCACUGAUGCCAGGAAGGGGAAAUACUCCAUGGCCAAGUCCCUGGAGGCGUUUGCGUACACUCUCCUGAAGGAUGCACCUUGCCUUGAAGCAUCUCAUCCCGAUGCUGGAAAACUAGUGUCUCAUGAGUGCAACAACGUCAAAAUAUCGGCCGGGAGAAUCCCAAUAGAGACGCUGAAAGGAUUCAGCUUUACAGGGCAGCGCAGAGAUGAAUUUAAGUUUCCAAACAAGAUACCAAGUGUCCCAACCACAGGAACAGAGUGUAAGGAUGUUCACUUCAUAGAAUAUAACAGCGACCUUUGGUACCAAACAGAAAACCCUCAAGCAUUACUGAACGGCAAGAUCAUAUCAAUUGGCAUCAAGGGUCAGUCAUCAGGAUAUUCAGAAGAUCCGGUCACAUUCAAGAUCCACAGUCCCGACCGGCGAGUGUCCACGUCCACAGCAGAGUGUGUGUAUUUUGAUGAGAGUGCAACCAAGUGGACAAAUCCCACAGAUGUAUGCAAGGUGACCAAUGCUGUCACUCUGGGAGACGAAGACUUUGUGGGGUGUUCGUGUAAUCACAUGACCAGCUACUCUGUGAUCGCCAAGACGAUGGACCCUGGACUGGUGUACUAUGAGCUGUGGUUCUACAUCUGCUGUGCAGUCUGUAUGGCUUGUCUUCUGAUUGUGAUCAUCCUCCAUCACGUCUGCUUCACACAACCCAUGAUAUCCGCCAGUCUCUUCAUGCAUCUUCUGUUUGCUGCCUUUGCAACUCAGCUGUGCAUGGUGCUGUCGGCCUACCUGAGUAAAAGUCAGCUCAUCCUUGUGACCUCGACCACGGACAACAACUACAGGUGUAUCAUCAUGGGGCUGUUCUUGCAUUACUUCUUUGUGGCACAGUUCACCUGGAUCAUGACGCUGGCUGUGAACCUGUGGAAACUUCUUGUAAUGAAUGACGAGCAUACAGAGAGGAAGUAUGUGCUCUUCUUCUUCCUCGGAUGGGGGCUGCCCUUGUUGGUAGUAGGAAUUUUCUAUGCAGUGGUGUUCAACCUGUAUAAGUAUGUGUACACAUUGCCUGUGGACUUCAUAUACGGAGAUGUUAACAAUAACAGUGAAAUGUGCUUCAUCACCAAUCCGUAUGCUGCGCUGGGUGGAGUCAUUGUGCCAGUACUGAUCAUCCUUCUCGUGGUGUGCGUGGUCUUCAUCAAGGCCUACCAGAUGUCUGGGCAGUGGGAGUCCUAUGAUGACAUCUACAGGGGCAGAUACAACAGGAUGGAGAUCAAGCUGAUGCUGCUGGUGUGGGGCUUGCUGGCGUUUGCCUGGUUGUGGGCUGGGCUACACAUGGUGUACGGCCAGCUGUGGCUCAUUGUCCUGUUCUGUGUGUUUAUUGUCAUAUUGGGUUUGUUCGCCUUCAUCGUCUAUGGAAUCCUCCGCAACCCCUGCAUGCCCUACUACAGCACACACAAGGCCAGCUAUGCCGUCAGCAUCAAUGACUUCGACUCCAUCCAUCCAUCAGCUGUACCACACUACCACUAUCAGCCUUCACCAGGGCCAGCCAGCUUCAAGGGCUCAAGGGCCUCCCUUCUACAUGAGGCAUGGGAGCGUGAUUCCAUUGGUCCACGAAGUCAGAUGACUGUGAAGAGAGCUCUUCCAUCUCAAGUUUACAUCAACCCUCCUGUGUCCAUCAUCAGCGGCCCAUCUCACAGCGACAUGGAAGAUCGCGACUUUGACGAGUUGUUAUAUGCUUUGAAAGCAGGGGGGAGUUUUGCCCCUAGUGAGGUGUCACAUGGUGCAGACAAUUUGUCUAUUCAAUCAGACAGACUUGAGCGGUAUGAAACAAAAAGAAUAGAUAUUGCAGACACCCAUUUAUAAAUGUUGUUAUUAUGCAUUUUGUACUUAUUCACAAAUUAGCAUUAACAGAGCUUCAUGUUGUGCUUAAAACAUGUCCCGGUUUGUAUGAACAAGGAACAUAUCUUGUCACAAGGCAUUGAUUUUCUUAAAUACAUAGUUUACAGACGUGCUGAAGAAAAAUAAUAAAAUGAACAUUUUGAAAAAAUAUAACAACUUUCCUGCUGAGAAAAGGGACCUUAUGGGUGCUAGGAUACAAUUGUGCUGUGAUGUCAUAGAGAGUGAGUGAGUA
Haliotis rufescens (red abalone) is the source of this 19763-nucleotide messenger RNA. RefSeq names its product adhesion G-protein coupled receptor V1-like. The transcript has 106 exons. Gene Ontology annotation, biological process: negative regulation of adenylate cyclase activity; G protein-coupled receptor signaling pathway; cell surface receptor signaling pathway. Bases 698 to 19495 code for a protein of 6265 amino acids. Gene Ontology annotation, molecular function: G protein-coupled receptor activity. Gene Ontology annotation, cellular component: membrane. The record is from RefSeq and is a predicted model, not a curated record. Lineage: Eukaryota; Metazoa; Mollusca; Gastropoda; Lepetellida; Haliotidae.